Messenger RNA from Darwinula stevensoni, 634 nucleotides. The record is from the annotation of a GenBank genome assembly. Lineage: Eukaryota; Metazoa; Arthropoda; Ostracoda; Podocopida; Darwinulidae.
AUGUGGGUGCUAGUAGGUCGAUGGGAACUGAAACUCCUUCACACUAUCAUCUUCACCAUGUACACCAUUGUACUGGAGUCACUCUUCAGGCAGGCCCAGGACUCCUGCCAAAGCCUUGGAAAGAUGUGCUGCACCAUUUUGCAGCAGAAAGAUCCAAUUCAGUCUGUUCAGGUGUUUGGCCGAAAGAAAAAUGCUACAGCAGUAGCCUACUGCAAGAGGGGUCAUGGACUCAUCAAAGUCAAUGGAAAACCACUUGAACUUGUUGAGCCAAGGAUGCUUCAGUACAAGCUCCAGGAGCCCAUUCUCCUACUUGGAAAGGAGAGGUUCAAGGAUGUUGACAUUCGUGUGAGAGUCAAAGGAGGUGGACACGUUGCACAGAUAUAUGCCAUUCGACAAUCUGUCUCCAAAGCUCUGGUUGCAUAUUAUCAGAAAUAUGUGGAUGAAGCAUCGAAGAAGGAGAUCAAGGACAUCCUGGUGAACUACGAUCGAACUCUUCUGGUUGCUGAUCCUAGACGUUGCGAGCCUAAGAAGUUUGGAGGACCAGGGGCAAGGGCAAGAUACCAGAAGUCCUAUCGUUGAUUUCCUUUCUCACCCCAUUUCCGAGGAAUAAAAAUCUUGUGGGCUUCUGUAUUGA